This is a messenger RNA of Aspergillus lentulus, 441 nucleotides long. RefSeq lists its product as uncharacterized. Lineage: Eukaryota; Fungi; Ascomycota; Eurotiomycetes; Eurotiales; Aspergillaceae. The record is from RefSeq and is a predicted model, not a curated record.
AUGGGACUAGAACAAGCUAUUGCAGAUGUGCCACACGAUGAGCGUGUGGCGGAACUUUUCACACCAUACCUCGGCGUCCGGUUUGUAAAGGAUGACAAUAAUUAUUUCUGGGCGCCUGAUACUGAAAGCGAACUCCUUUGGUUUGGAGUUCGAGUACUCCUCUGUGAUACAAAUGUCGACUGGUUUGAAUGGGAAGAUGAGGCCUUUGAUGAUAAGGAAGAGGGAAUCCCUCAGCUUGACAGUAAUGGACAACCGACGGGAAAUAUGCUCACCAUUGAGGAAGUCUAUGAGGACUUCUUCGGAGAUGAUAGUCGUCCAUUCUGGGUGAGAUUCCAUAAGCGAUAUGUCUUCAUGGUGAAAUAUAGCGAUAAUAACAGCAGAACCUCCCCUGAUGAGAAGAGCAUGGCCGGCAGCACGUCCUAUAGACACGAUGAAAGUUGA